GGUCCAGUAGUAACGGAUAAUGGAAAUUUCAUCCUGGAUUGGAUUUUUGAUGGAAAAUUUGACUGGAAGGAUGUUGAUCGGCAGAUUAUGAUGAUUCCAGGUGUUGUUGAGACUGGUUUGUUUGUCAACAUGGCCACAGUUGCAUAUUUUGGCAUGGAAGAUGGAUCAGUGAAGGAACGUCAAGUGUGA
This is a messenger RNA of Macrobrachium nipponense, 189 nucleotides long. RefSeq names its product ribose-5-phosphate isomerase-like. Gene Ontology annotation, biological process: pentose-phosphate shunt, non-oxidative branch; D-ribose metabolic process. NCBI's taxonomy places the organism in Eukaryota, Metazoa, Arthropoda, Malacostraca, Decapoda, Palaemonidae. Gene Ontology annotation, molecular function: ribose-5-phosphate isomerase activity. The record is from RefSeq and is a predicted model, not a curated record. Gene Ontology annotation, cellular component: intracellular membrane-bounded organelle.